CGCAAGCAAACAACCCACUAGUAUUAUUUUCAUCUCCCACUCUUCCCAUUUUUAAUUACACUACAAAACCCAAAAACCCUUGAUCCAAAACCCGAAAGUCCAAUUCAUUUCCUCCUCCCGUAGCCACCGCCUACCUCCACUGCUCCAGCCAAGUCCGGUCAUCCUCAAAUACUCACCACCGCGUCCCAUAUACUCUCCUCCCCCCUCUCCACUCCCCGUUUCCUACUUAAAACUCCAAAUCCCAAAGGGUUUGAAUAUGUUGGAAGACUAGGUAAGUUCACCCGUCAGCCUCCACGGUAUGCAUCCGAAAAGAAUCUGAAUUCGUCUCCGUUAGUCUUGAUGCUCCCUGAAAAAACUCAAUGGUGAACAAGGCAUGGAGAAUAAUCCCAAGGUCCCUUCUUGAAACUGUCCUCAACAACCAUGCUCAACACCACCGUGUACCUCAACCCCUUAUCCUUCACGGCCCUCGUGGCGUCGGCAAAACCACCCUCAUUCUCGAACGUCUCAUGGGUAAAUGGAACAGUGGCCCUCAUAUCACAGGCUACAUAGACUUUGCUGAAUCUGUGAAAGAUCAUCACCCAAUUCAUGGACAAUCAUUUCCAUGGGGUUCUUGGUCCAACUGUUCACCGCCUUCGUUGCCUUUUCUUACAACGCAACUUGAAACCUGUCUUGAAUCAAUGACCCGCAAGGGUAUUAAGCUUGGAACUAUAAGUUCUCAUCAGAUAUUUGCUGUUUUAAGUAAAUGGCAUGGGAUCAGUACAGCACUUAAACAGAUCCUAAAUGGUAGUAAUUUCAACCCCAGAAAGGCUGUUUCAGUUGGGAAUAAUUCGGUAUUGAAUUUAUGGGAAAGAGCUGUUUUUGCAUCAAGUGUUCGGUUAAAUGCCCAAGAGAGUGGUGGGUUGAGUUUGGAGGAAGAAACAUAUUAUAGGGAAGCAACAUCAGCUCUGAAUUUGGCUAAAGAGGUUAUAAGGGUGCAGCAAAAGUGGAGUGCUAAAGCAAUCAAGCAUUUGAAUCAAACUGGCGGGUUUUCGAGGUCGUUGGCAAAUUCAGCAACUGAUUGGCCCUGUUUGUUAUUGGAACUCCUUUCAUCUGCUGCUGAAAUAGAUUAUUUUCAGCCGAAGCUGGUCAUAAACAAUAUUGAAGUUCUAAAGAAUGCAAUGCGGACGGAUGAUUCUACAGUCUGUGCAUCCAUGUAUCAUGAUAGUCUUAUAUGGAGAAUAAUAGCCUUGGGUGCAAAUGAGAGGUCUCUUCCAGUUAUUCUUGUAACAUCUGAUAGCUACUAUUCAUAUCGUGCCUACAUGGAUUUUGGAUUUCCGGACAUUUUCAUCUCACGUGAGACAUUUGGGUGGACUCCUGCAGAAGCUAAAAUGCAUAUGGUUGGUGACUAUUUUAGUCAGUCAGAGUGGAAUGUGAUUGUUGAGGUGGUAGGGCCGAAUCCAAGGCAUCUAUUUGAGAUUUAUGCUCUCAAGCUAAGUAAUUACUACCAAAAGGUCAUGAGUGAGAAGAGCAGUAAAUUUGAAGAUAUCGUGGACGCGUACUUGGCAUAUCUUCAAGUAACAGUAGUUAAUCCUGCCAUGGAUAGAGCAUUGUCACUUCUACAGAAGUUUGCAGUUGAUGCACGAAAUGGAAGAAUUUUGAAGAACAAGCUAUGUUUUGGUGCUCCAUGGAGACACCCUCCGACUUCUGAUGAUCCUACUUUGUGUCGUCAAUGGGCUAAAAUUCAACUUAUGGAUUUUGUUCAGUGUCUUGUGAAUGCAGAAUUUGGGGUAAACUACCUAGCUGAUUGUAGUCUUGAAAUCUUUGAUGAUCCAUCUGCUAUUGCAUUAUUAGAGGUUGGUCUGCUGUAUUCACAACGGGAUCCAUCAUUCCUUCGACCUGUUUCUCGGGGUAUUCAGAGAUGCCUUGUUAGAUGGCUUGUUCAAGAGAGAAUCCAACUGCACUUAAAGAAUUCACUCCAGUAUCUUUGGCAGCGGGUGAUACGUGGACGCAGUUAUCGCCAUUUGAUGUUAGAAGUAGGAUACAAAUAGUUCAUCAAGGGCUAGGUGAAUUAAUUACUGUUGGUCAAGCAUUUUGAUGGAUAUAUCUUUAUCUAAGGUACUGUGGGGUCAAGCUCAUGGUUUACAAUGAUGAAGAUGUCCAUUGAUCAUUAAAUGAAUUAUUAAAACACCACAAUGACCAGCAAAGAUAAAGAGGCUUCGAGAAGAUUACGUUGCUUGAACGGGCAAACAGACAUGCAAACCAGUGAGGAGAACGACACAGAGGAGAUGUACAAUUCUCUCUCAAACAUGAUCAUGCCUCGACGAUCUUGAACACAAGGAAAUUCUUCUGUCCCAUCUGGGGACGAUGUUGAUGGGGAAUCAGUCGUUCUACUUCUUCUGCUUAGCGAUUGGACUUCGGGAUCAUCUAUUGGAUUGAAGUGAACAUCAGUUUGAUUGUCAAAAAGCGGCCGUCACAUAAUUUAAGAUACUGUAGCAUACAUAAUCGUAAGAUUGUUUCAAAGCUCAAGACAAGUCUGAAGGAAGAAGGAUUUUAGAAUAUUCCGUCGUACUUAUUUUGGACUAUAUCUCAGAAUAUCCCGUUGCAACUUUUCAAGAGCAGUUUGCUAGGUGUUUUACGUAAUAUUAUGUUUUCACAGUUUUUGUUUUUCACUGUUUUAUGUAUUAUAAGUCUUUUUUUUUUUGAAAUUCACUAGUUACUUGAAUGAUAUGUAUCACUAAAAUUUCAAUUUUUUUUUCGAUAAGGCAGAUGCUUGAAUUAUAUGAAUCAUUAGACAUUCACAA
Molecule: messenger RNA, 2780 nt
Organism: Capsicum annuum
Lineage: Eukaryota; Viridiplantae; Streptophyta; Magnoliopsida; Solanales; Solanaceae
Exons: 18
Coding region: 360-2027 (555 amino acids)
Source: RefSeq, a predicted model, not a curated record